UCGAUUUAUACACAGGGCGGAGGAGUUUGGACUUGGUAACGGGUCCUCAUGGCAACUCAUCAACGAUUAAGCAGGGCUGACUUCCACCGCUCUGAUAAUGUCUCAGAGCAAGUACAGGUUUGUGUACGACUACGUCCAGCUGUGGGGACUGGACAAGAUCAAGAAGCUUCAUGUGUACGACGUGUGGACUCCCACUCUUUGGAAAUCCUCAACUGGAAAAAUGAGAUGGAGUCUGUGAAAUACAAGUUUGAUGCGUUUUAUGGUGAGACAGCCACCCAAUGGGAUGUCUACACGGGGUCAGUUAAGCCUGUUUUACACCAUCUGCUGAAGGGGCAGAAUGCUAGCAUAUUGGCUUAUGGACCAACUGGAGCAGGCAAGACACACACUAUGUUGGGAAAUCCAGAUCAGCCAGGAGUGAUCCCUCGAGCUGUUCGAGAUGUUUUGCAGAUGACAAGGGAAGCUUCAGAAGAUAAAUGCCGAUACUCUGUCUCUAUGUCCUACCUGGAAAUCUAUCAAGAAAAGGUUUUGGACCUUCUUACGCCCUCCCUCCGAGACCUGCCUAUCCGAGAGGAUCGUAACCACAACAUCCUGGUGCCAGACCUGACCCAGAAAGAGAUCACUAGCGUUGCAGACUUUGAAAGCCAUUUUCUGCCCGCGAGCAGAAAGCGAACAGUGGCAUCAACUCAGUUGAAUCAGCGCUCCAGCCGCAGUCAUUCUGUAUUGCUGGUUCUAGUGAACCGUAUCCGGGACUUGCCCACAUAUUCUCACCAGACUGCGAAGCUGUGCCUCAUCGACUUAGCAGGCUCUGAGGACAAUCGACGAACAGGCAACCAAGGCCUACGCCUGAAAGAGAGUGGAGCCAUCAACAGCUCCCUCUUUGUGCUCAGCAAGGUGGUUGAUGCCCUUAAUCAGGGUUUGCCUCGGGUUCCCUAUAGAGACAGCAAGCUGACCCGAUUGCUGCAGGACUCUCUGGGAGGCAGUGCCCACAGCUUGAUUAUUGCAAAUAUCGCUCCAGAGAAGAAGUAUUAUUUUGACACUCUCACAAGCCUCAACUUUGCUGCAAAGUCCAAGCAAAUUGUGAAUAAACCCUUCACCCAGAAAGUCCUACCACAAACUGGUAGUUGGAAACCAGCAAAGCCUGAGGAAACUGAAAGUCCGCAUAACCAUUCAGAAGCAGAGAAAUCUCUCUCAGAUGGCAAGAGGCCAUGUCCGGACUUCAGUGAUGGAAGCCCUGAGGCCAAGAGACCUUGCCUACAAGAGGGGAACAGCCAGGACCAUCCGAAGAGAAGCCGCUCAGGUGAGUCAUCAAGUAUUUGUUGUUUGCUGCCUCUUGAGAAUCUUAAUCCCAUUUUGGCUGAACGAAUGCUACGAUUAGAGGCCCUAGAGAAAGAAAAGGCUUUGAGCUGUACGAUACCUCUCCUUGACACACCACGCAAGGAACGCCUGAAUAUUCUCAAACUCUUGUAUGAGACACGCUGUGAACUGAAGAGCGUUCAAGAAAAACAGUUAAAAAUAGAAGCCCAAACUCUGGAGAACAAGGGUACGCCGUUCCCCCAAGCUUCAAAACCCCGAAAACAGGCCACAGUACUGCCUCUUCAACAAGUGCAUAUACCUGUCAAUAAUCAGCAAGAAGAGGAGAAUGUCAUUAAGAAACAGAAGAACAAAGGCAGAAAGAAAAAGAUUCUAGACCUCGACUCUGAAAACAAGGCUCCCUCCAAAUGUGAAGAGGAGAUCAAUCAAGAUCUUGCCAAGACUAAACUCCUGUCCCUCUUGAACUCGGGUUCCAUGAAGGAUCUUAUGGGUCUACACUACAUUGGCAAGAAGAAAGCAGAGCUCAUUGUGAACUGGAGAGAAAAUUAUGGAUCUUUUCAGAAGGUCCAGGACCUUGGAAAAAUAUAUGGUAUUUCUGCUAAGCAAGUAGAUGCUUUUAUUAUGGCCAAUGUCUGCAAAUUUCAGAAGCCCCUGUAAUUGGAAUGGCACUGUGAAACAGUAUCCCC
Messenger RNA from Thamnophis sirtalis, 1997 nucleotides. NCBI's taxonomy places the organism in Eukaryota, Metazoa, Chordata, Lepidosauria, Squamata, Natricidae. The record is from RefSeq and is a predicted model, not a curated record.